UCCUGAAGUUGAGGCUGUGCUGAUCGUUUCUCCACUGAAGUCCUGCUGCUUGCAGAAAAUGACCAGGACGGGUUUGUCGUAGUAGUUUACUAGUUUUUUUUCCGCCCACCUUUGCCGGUGAAGCUCUUCUUGUGAUGGAGCUGCCAGAUGAGAAGAUGAGCUCUAAGACUGAAGACACAGAGGCGAGCCUGUGGGAUCAGCUAGUAGAGUGCCGAGCACAGGUCGAACACUGGCAGGGUGUGGCGACGAUCUGUGAGCUGAGCAAACAGGAGGAACUGGCAGAACUGCAAAAACAAUGUGAUCAAGAGAUCCAGUCACUGCAGGAGGCUCUCAGAGAGACAGCAGCUCAGUAUGAGGCCAGGAUAGCUGUUCUACAGUCUCAGCCUGUGGAGUGGAAGAGAGCCGGUGGACCAAACAUGAUCAGUGGAAGGAAGGGAAGGGUGGAUACAGAAGCCGCAUCGAUCGUCAACAGCUCGACUGGGGACGAAUCGGCGCCAUCAACGCACAGCCAUUCAGCAGAGCUGGAGGCGGCGGCAGAGGGAGAAGGGGCUGCGCUUACAACAGAAGGAUAUUUUUCACUAAGGAACUGUGACUCAGCCUCAUUGUCCUCUUUCUCCUUGGACACACCAUUGCUGCCCAGAAAACUCCAUGCACAGGACGACACCGACUCGCUGCUCUCCACGGGUACUUUGGUGCCUGAAGCCAUUUACCUGCCACCAGCUGGACACCGACUGGUCACACACAGUGACUGGGACGCUCUUAAUGCUCAGUUGUCCGAGCUGCGAGGGGAAGUGAGUCGCCUGCAAGCUGAGAAGGAGGAGCUGGAGAGAGAGCUGGAUACCCAGAGCAACCAAACACACAAACAGGUAUCGAUGCUCCAGUCUCAAGUCCAGGCUUCAGAGACUCUCCUCCAGGAUUUGCAGAAAUCUUUUAGCCAGUCACAGAAUGCAGUCCAGAGCCGGCUGGCAGAGUUGUCUCUUUCUCAGAGGAAGAUGUGCAACGAACUUUCCAGAUUGAAAGGAGAAGAAGUUGAGGAGGACGUACCAGACAGCAGCUCAUCAUUCUCAGCAACACUACAUGGGGCGCACUGUGAGGAGCGCCUUCGUAUUGAGAUAGUCAACCUGAGGGAGCAGCUGGACACACGGGCAGAGGAGAACGACAUUUUAGAGGUGCAGUUUUCCAGCCUCAAGACUGAGACAGAGAAGAUCCAGGCUCAGAGGGAGCAGUUGCAGGCUGAGCUGCUGGCUUGUCGCAAUGAACUGGAAGCCCUGCGGGUGGUGCUCUCUCAUGUACGAAGCACCAACAAGACCCUCAGCAGUGACAAAGCAGUCCUGAACCAGCAGUGUCUGGAACUGCGCAGCCAAGUGAUCAGCCUGCGCUCUCAGGUCGACACCAGCCAGGCCGUGCAGAGGGACUUUGUUGAGCUCUCCCAGUCGCUGCAGGUGAAGCUGGAGUUAAUUCGACAGGCAGAGAGUCUGGAGCAAGUCAAGGAAAUCCUGGGAGAGAGACCCAGUGAAGAUAGCUCCUCAUCUGCGGAUACCUUGUGAGAUGCUGAAAACUGCAUUUGAACCAAAGAGAUUAAACAUCCUAAGAGUGACCCAGAAAGGUCAACUAACCACGGCCACACGAAACACAGACGCUCCGGUGGAGUAACAACUGGAACACUCACAGCUGAUGCUGCUAGCACUCAUGUUGCAACACUGGAAGCACUCCUAAAGUGAAACAUAUCUCACAGAGGAUGGAUUGGUGUCAGUGAAGGAAAGUGGUGCUUGAUGACCAAAGCAACUUUUUCUCACACUCUCAUGUUUUUUUUCUUGUGUCUAGUAACACAUUGAUUCCUGUACAGACAUUUGUAAAGAUGCUGCGUUUGUAAAUCUGACAUGACUCCAGCAAAACACUCAAGGGUCCAACACUAUCAGUUAUUAAUAUGCAAGUAAUCAAUAUUUUUGCAUCUUUGUGAAAAAAAGGACCUCUCUUGGCAGUGGAUUGCGGUGCAAUAAUUAAUAAUGAUACAAAAUUGAAACUCCACUGAAAUAACUGUAUUCAAAUGUGACUUUUAUUAUAUAUAAACAUAUAAAUUUACUUAGCAAUAACAUUCCUGUCCUCACUAAAACCAUAUUAGCAUUUAGACCUAAUGUUCUGGAUUUUAUGAUUAGAAAGGUAAAAUCCGUAAAGAAAUAUUAAUGUGUAACAUUGAACUAUUUUAUUUUGUGUGAUUGCACAUUAAAAAUUAACGGUAGGUUAUCAGAUUUUCAUUAACCUUGAGGGUCGUAAUUAAAUAAUGCGAUAAAGUUUCUUAACCUUUGGCUUCAGUUUGUUACACAGUGUAAUUGCACACAAUAUUGUAGGUUUGGAUAUAAAAUGUGAAAAUAAAGCUAAAAGGUCAACAGAUCCUUACAGGGAGGCCAUAAAAGGCUCAACAAAGAUCAGAAAAUAGAGUGACUUGUUAACUAACUAAACUAAGUAAUCCUCUUCAUGCGUGGAUGCACAUAAGGUCGUCACCAGAGCCACCGUGGUCUGUCCAAAGCACACUUCACCAGGUAGCCCCAGGUCCACCCCUGCUCCUUCAUCUCUUCUCCUCCAAGUCUCUUUUGGUCUCCCUCUAUUUCUCUGACUGUCUGGAGUCCAUCUGAGGGCUACUCUCUGUAGUGGUGCUGACAGCGUGCGCAGCACAUGUCCAAUCCUUCUCCAUUGGCACAUCUGAACCUCUUCUGUGAUGGAUUUUGUGGAAGUGCUUUGGUGCAGUUCAGCACUGGAAAUGGUAUUUGGCCAAAAGAUGUUCAGAAUUCUUUUGAGGCAGCUGUUCUGGAAGACUUCUAGUUUGUGAAUGAUGGUCUUGGUCAUUUUCCAUGAUUCUGCACCGUACAGGAGAGUGUUCAGGACAUUAUUGUUUUUGAAGAGCCCGAUCUUGGUAGUGGUGGUCAUGGUGAUGUCACUGUUCCUGCUAAUUUAGACCCCAAAUAAGUGAAGUGUUCCACAUUUCUUCCCCGUCGAUGAUGAUGGCUGCUGUUCAUCAUCUUAAGCCCGAUCUGCUCUGCUGUACUUGCCAUGAUGGUGGUCUUUGCCUACAUAUCUUGAUGUCGGUGUGAGAGCAGCGCCACAUCAUCUGCAAAAUCUAUAUCUUCCAGGCAUGAGGUGAGCAUCCAACGAAUUCCUCUUCUUCCAUCUGCAACUGUUUUCGUCAUGAUCCAGUCCAUUCCUAGGAUGGACAGAAAUGGAGAGAGGAUGCGUCCUUGCUUCACACCAUUACGGACAUGGAAAGCCUCUGUCAGUUCCAUGCUGCAAAUUACUUUUGAUGCAAAGUCCUUGGUAAAACAUCUUCAUGACUUCAGUUGUAUUAAUUAUAGCAGAGCCAGAGUCAGAGCCCAGGCUUCAUCACUACAUUCACAAUUAAUCAGUUAACUCUUAAAAAAAAGUCUUUGUUAAUAUAAACACAUACUUGCAUAUGAAUAUGCAGAAUCUGUAGGAGAAAAAAAAGGUUUUUGUUCCUGGAAGCUUCUGAUUUUAAUUUGUAGUCCAAGCAGUGCUGACUAACUCAGUCUGUGUGUAGAGCAAAGGACAGAUUGCAUUUGUCAAAAUGUAAUUUUGAAACUAUUGGCUGUUAUCCGACAAUGAUUAUGUUUCCUUGAACUGGGUAUUUGGUAAUAUGAACAUCCUGGCUGGAUCGACCGUCUCAAAUGCUGCCCAUUGCUCCCAAAGGCCACAUCAUCACACCACCCCUGGGUUCCCAGAUUGAUACCACACUGUUGUCUUAUAAACACUGACCACAUUAUUAUUCCUGUUGUGCUCUGCUGUAUAACAACCUUUGCAGGAAAUAAAUGUUGCCAUGAAUCUA
Archocentrus centrarchus (flier cichlid) is the source of this 3835-nucleotide messenger RNA. RefSeq names its product rabaptin, RAB GTPase binding effector protein 2 (gene rabep2). Gene Ontology annotation, cellular component: intracellular membrane-bounded organelle. The coding region runs from base 135 to 1547 and encodes 470 amino acids. The record is from RefSeq and is a predicted model, not a curated record. The transcript has 12 exons. NCBI's taxonomy places the organism in Eukaryota, Metazoa, Chordata, Actinopteri, Cichliformes, Cichlidae. Gene Ontology annotation, biological process: endocytosis. Gene Ontology annotation, molecular function: GTPase activator activity; growth factor activity.